Molecule: messenger RNA, 2303 nt
Organism: Carassius carassius (crucian carp)
Lineage: Eukaryota; Metazoa; Chordata; Actinopteri; Cypriniformes; Cyprinidae
Product: Iroquois homeobox protein 5a-like
Exons: 3
Coding region: 427-1764 (445 amino acids)
Biological process (GO): cell development; neuron differentiation; regulation of transcription by RNA polymerase II
Cellular component (GO): nucleus
Molecular function (GO): DNA-binding transcription factor activity, RNA polymerase II-specific; RNA polymerase II cis-regulatory region sequence-specific DNA binding
Source: RefSeq, a predicted model, not a curated record
AGCUGCUGUAACCCAGCUCCAGCUUGCCUUUCCUUCGAUGACUACACCCCGAGAGGAGGAGCGAGAGGCUCACAUUAGGCGUCAGAAUCCUCAAUUUCCAAUUUAGCAUCCUGGCAGGGCAAGACACUCUCUAAAGCAAAGCCCCAUCCGAGAGCAAAAAAACCUGUCCCGCGCGCUCGGCAUGAGAGUCACAGCGCGCGCAGAGGGUGAGAGAGCAGUCGAAAAUCCGCGUGAGUCGGACAACGACUGAUUAACGAGUGCGAAGUCUAUGCAUUCGUCAUUUUCUUUAAAUUCAAUCUCUGAUAUCAACGUGUGGAGGACGGGACGGAGGUCUGUUUACUCGGAACUCUAUGAGCGAGCGCAUAGAGCGCGUGAGAGUUUGAGGGAGAACAACUCAAGCGAGAAGUUUAUAUUUGGUUCUUCACCAUGGCGUACCCUCAGGGCUACUUGUAUCAGCCUUCCGCCUCUUUGGCACUCUAUUCGUGUCCUGCCUACAGUACAAGCGUGAUAUCGGGACCCCGGACAGAGGAGCUAGGGAGAUCUUCCUCUGGCUCUGCUUUCGCUCCCUAUGCCGGAUCUACAGCGUUCACCAGCGCCUCGCCAGGCUAUAAUUCCCAUCUCCCGUACAGUGCUGAUGCGGCCGCCGCUACUUUCACUUCUUAUGUGAGCUCCCCGUAUGACCACACGACAGGCAUGACCGGAUCUAUAGGUUAUCAUCCUUACGCUGCUCCCUUGGGCUCGUACCCGUAUGGAGACCCAGCUUACCGCAAGAAUGCUACCCGGGACGCAACAGCCACUUUGAAAGCUUGGCUUAAUGAGCACCGGAAAAACCCGUACCCCACCAAAGGCGAGAAGAUCAUGCUGGCUAUCAUCACGAAAAUGACCCUCACUCAAGUGUCCACCUGGUUCGCUAACGCCAGGAGGAGGCUAAAGAAGGAGAACAAGAUGACCUGGACCCCACGGAACCGGAGCGAGGACGAGGAGGAGGACGAAAACAUUGAUCUCGAGAAAAACGACGACGACGAGCCAAACAAGCCCACGGACAAGGGAAACUCCACAGACACAGAGGCAGAUCAUAAACUCAUUAACCCAGGGGAAAUACCAUGCGACAGGUUUAAAGACGAUUCACAUGCUAAAGAGCUUGAUCCAGUUUUGACAGACUCGGAAUUAAAAGACACAGAGGAGCGGACGGAUUUGCUCGCCGAACAAGCAAAACCCACUACCUCUUCUCCCUCCGUCCUUCACAAAGGAAAUGAUCUCAUUACGCAAGAAAAGCCCUCAGAACCGGACCAGGCCGCGAGCACGGGGAACAGCAACGUAACGUCUGUUAUUCAUUCUCCCCCUUCGGCGCCCAAACCCAAACUCUGGUCUCUAGUCGAGAUCGCCACGUCUUCGGACAGGUGCAAAGGGAACAGUGAGGCUCCACAGGCCGUGGGGCUGGGUCAAAGCACAGUCAUAGCCAGCGCUGCCUCGCCGACCCGGUCCUCCCCUCAGUGCCCUCUUCCUAAUAACACUGUCCUUUCUCGGCCUAUUUACUACACGUCCCCUUUUUACCCGGGCUACACGAACUACAGCACUUUCGGACACCUCCACAGCAGCCACGGCACCAACACCAGUUCUACUGCACAUUUCAAUGGAUUAAACCAGACUAUUUUAAACAGAGCCGAGGCUCUGGUAAGAGAAAGCAAAGUAAGAAGCCAAAUACAGGUAGAUAAUUGUAAAGACUCACCUUAUGAGCUAAAGAAAGGUAUGUCAAACAUUUAAUACUGGAUUCAUCGCCAAUCACACGGACAUUUAUUUAUUAUUGUGGUUGCUUAAAGAAGAAGCAAAAGAAGACGCAUUCUGAUUAAAAAUAAUAAUAAUAAUAAAAUCCGAGGACAAUUAUUUUCUGAGUAAAUGCUUAUCCUCAAAAUCUUAGUUUCUGAAUGGUUAAUCAAGAGGAUGUAACCUCUAAGAAUUGUCUUAAACGCUGCAGCCGCCUGAGUCUAUUUGUAUUAAAGACUAAUAUGUAUAUUUAAUGUAGCAUUUUGUAUUUAAAAUGGACAAUACACUAUCUUUGAAGUAAAUUAUGGAAAAGAAAAUGUAUGCAGCGAUUGAUUUUGGAGUUUGCGUUCAUGUUAAUGUGAGUUUGAUAGCUGCACAAUUUAAAGCGAUAUUAUUUAUUUGCGGAAAAAAUUACAUCAUGACCGGACAAAUAGGCUGUUAUUGCUAAACGCUUAAUGUCUCCAAGUAAAGCAGUGUGAUAAUACUUGAAAUUAGCAGGAACAUACUGUUUCAGGAUUUACCUCUUUAAAAAAGGAAGC